CCAGGACAGGCUCAGACCUGCUCAUGAAAUUGCAGGGCGAUGACACCAGGAUCCUGCUUUUAUAUUUGCAGUUGAGUGGCUGCCACCGCUGCGACCCCCAGCUGUGACAGAGGAGCUCAAAGCUGACCUUGGCUUUCCGUGGUCUGCAGGGACAGUCCAUGUUGUGUUACUGUUGAAGAGCAACUGGAAAUUUGGAAUUAGGUGAAGCUGUAGCGCAGGCGGUCACCGCUCCGGCCACGCCAGGGGAGCAGCGGUGGGCACGGGCUGGACGCCACCUCCGCUGGCAGCAGCACAACCCCUGCUCAGCCUCAGAUCGUAGCACUGAGAAGGAGAAACUCUGCGAAUUUUUCUCAAUGACUCUAUAGCCAACUGAUGUAACAAUGGUACUAAUAUUGGGACGCAGACUGAAUAGAGAGGAGAGCGGGAUACGAGACUCCCCUGCAACCAAGCGGAAGGUUUUUGAAAUGGACCCAAAGUCAUUGUCAGGCCCUGAGUUUUUUGACUUCUCCUCGGGAUCAUCCCACGCAGAAAGCAUCCUGCAGAUCUUCAAUGAGUUCCGGGACAGCCGGCUGUUCACAGACGUGAUCAUCUGCGUGGAGGGCCGGGAGUUCCCGUGCCACCGCGCCGUGCUCUCGGCCUGCAGCAGCUACUUCAGAGCCAUGUUCUGCAACGACCACCGGGAGAGCCGGGAGAUGCUGGUGGAGAUCAACGGCAUCUUCGCCGAGGCCAUGGAUUGCUUUCUGCAGUACGUGUACACGGGCAAGGUGAAAAUCACCACGGAGAACGUGCAGUAUCUCUUUGAAACGUCGAGUCUCUUUCAGAUCAGCGUCUUGCGUGACGCCUGCGCCAAGUUCCUGGAAGAGCAGCUGGAUCCUUGCAACUGCCUGGGAAUCCAGCGCUUCGCAGAUACGCACUCGCUCAAGACGCUGUUCACCAAGUGCAGGAAUUUUGCGCUGCAGACAUUUGAGGAUGUGUCCCAGCACGAAGAGUUCCUGGAGCUGGGGAAGGAUGAGCUCAUUGAUUACAUCUGCAGCGACGAGCUGGUGAUCAGCAAGGAGGAGAUGGUGUUCGAGGCCGUGAUGCGCUGGGUGUACCGCGCCGUGGAGCUGCGCCGGCCGGUGCUCCACGAACUGCUGACGCACGUCAGGCUCCCGCUCCUGCAUCCCAACUACUUCGUUCAGACUGUGGAGGUGGACCAGCUGAUCCAGAACUCCCCAGAGUGCUAUCAGCUCCUGCACGAAGCCAGACGAUACCAUAUCCUUGGAAACGAGAUGAUGUCUCCCAGAACCAGGCCGCGCAGAUCAACUGGUUAUUCUGAGGUGAUAGUUGUUGUUGGAGGCUGUGAACGAGUUGGAGGGUUUAAUUUGCCGUACACGGAGUGCUAUGAUCCCGUAACAGGAGAGUGGAAGUCACUGGCUAAACUUCCAGAGUUUACCAAGUCUGAGUAUGCGGUGUGUGCUCUACGGAAUGAUAUUCUUGUUUCAGGUGGAAGAAUCAAUAGCCGGGAUGUCUGGAUUUAUAACUCUCAACUUAACAUUUGGAUCAGAGUUGCCUCCUUAAACAAAGGAAGAUGGAGACAUAAAAUGGCUGUUCUUCUUGGUAAAGUGUACGUGGUUGGGGGAUACGACGGGCAGAACCGGCUGAGCAGUGUGGAGUGUUACGACUCCUUCUCCAACCGCUGGACGGAGGUGGCUCCCCUGAAGGAGGCCGUGAGCUCCCCGGCUGUGACCAGCUGUGUGGGCAAGCUCUUUGUCAUCGGGGGUGGGCCUGAUGACAACACCUGCUCUGACAAGGUUCAGUCCUACGAUCCUGACUCCAACUCUUGGUUGCUCCGUGCAACGAUCCCCAUUGCCAAGAGAUGUAUCACGGCCGUGUCCUUAAACAACCUGAUCUACGUUGCUGGUGGGCUCACCAAAGCCAUCUACUGCUAUGAUCCCAUUGAGGACUACUGGAUGCAUGUACAGAACACGUUCAGCAGACAGGAGAAUUGUGGCAUGUCUGUAUGUAAUGGAAAAAUCUAUAUCCUUGGUGGAAGACGGGAAAACGGUGAAGCCACAGACACUAUUCUUUGUUAUGACCCUGCAACGGGCAUUAUCACGGGAGUAGCAGCCAUGCCCAGGCCAGUAUCGUACCAUGGCUGUGUGACCAUUCAUAGGUAUAAUGAAAAAGGCUUUAAACUGUAAUUUUUCUUCCUGAAAAAAAGAAGAAAACGGCAUGAAUGAAUCCAGUGGUCUGCUGCAAGACAGGCUUUUUAAAGAUUCCUGAAGUGGGAAUUCCCUGCCUAAGUGUCGUAUGAAAAUUAUAUCCUGUGCCUUUAGAAAAAGGGUUCAUUUAACUGACAAAACAAGUCUCCAAACCUGCCCAGUAACCAGAGUUCAUUUGUAUCUGCUGUGGGCUCUGAUACAAGAGCAGUAACAGUAUGUUGUACUAGUGGUCAGCAAGUUUGCCCUAUGUGUGAUUAGUAAUUAAAAUCUUGGAAGCUUUUUGGGGAAAGUGCCUUCACAAGCUUUUGUGCCUCUGUCCUAAGAAGCAAUAUCUGCAAGGUGUUUCCAGUUCUGCUAAUGGGAAAAACAGAUUCUUUGAUCCCAAAGAAUCAUCUAAGAUAAUUACCUAUAAUUUAAAAAGUUUAAAUAAUUGUAAUUCAUAUGCAGCAUUCCUACAGGCAGAUUACUUGGCUUAACCAAGCAGAUUAUAUGUCAGAUCAUGCAUGGUUUGGAAUUAAAACCCCAAAAAGCAUCAACAAAACAAGCUACAUAGGGCAAACAUGAGAGUCUUCGAGGAAUGCUUUUUUCUGAAGGAGAAGCUGGUUGUUUUGUGAGCCACCACAACACACUGCAGUGAUGAUUGUGUACCUUAACCCUGUGGACCUUAUUCAUAGUGUUGAUAGAUGUCCAUCAGAAGUACAAGGCUACAUGGCAUGGAAAACCAGUGGAGUGUAGGCCGUGUGUCUGUGAAGCAAAUUUUGUAUCCCAGUUUUUACCUUUGUGAGCAGUAUGGCUGAAGGUUACUGGGUUCUCUCUUUGCUCACUGCCAAGUAUCUCUACACUAUUUAAGAAGUAAAAGAGGAUGAACUCUGGGUUCUCCCACUUACCUGAAUCACAUUUUAAAUUACCUGAGGAUAGAGUUAGGGAUUUGGGUUGUGCCCUACCGCUUAUAAAUUGUUUUUUUGGAUAUCUCAUCUGCAGAGAUGGCAGAGUAUCCACCAGGUAUUUCUUGGCCUUUCUUCAGACAAUCACUUACUCAGCACAGUUAAACUACUGUAUAAGCUGCUUGGCCAUAGAUAAAGACAUUCUGGGAAGGUCCCUGCUGUCACCAGAAAAGUAUCUGUGGACCUGUCCAUGUAGGCAUAUGAGGUGACUCCCAUAUGACAUAUUUUGGAUAAUUUUGAAGCUGAGGAAGCACCUGUAUUUUGACACAUACUACCAUUUAAUUUUUUUUUUUUCAGGAAAGGUAUUUUUUUUAAGUCCUCUCAAGACUUCUGUUCUAGGUCUCUUUAUUUCCAGUACACAGUUGUACAGUUGAGGCACAAAGUUCAUAAAAACUGAAACAGCACUUGAGAGUUGGAAAAUGAAUAGGAUUGUCUGCAUACCAAUUUCCUGGUAAUCACCAAAAACCUCAGGAACUGCCUUUUAAAGGAAUUCUGAGGACUGCAGCCAAUAGGGAAGUUGGUCAGUGCCAGGGUAGAAGAAAAACCAUAAAACCCCUGCGGAGCCAGCCCUGGCCUCGGGGUUCUGGUCUCUGUGCUUGCUCGGAGGGUGAAAAUAAGCACCAUCUCUGGAACGUUGUUUGUUCCACUGGACUUUCCUCAUCUGUUUUCCCAGAGUAUUUCUGCAUGAGAUGGAAAUUCUGACCCUCAGUGAAGCUGUGCCAAACUGGGAGUCACCGUUUUCAGUAACAUGGUCAUGACUUUUAAAGAGCACUGGGAGCUGCACUUUGGGAUGUAUUGACUUGUAACCUCAGGAAAGGACACAAAUUUCAGUUUCUGGCUGGAUACCAAACACUGCUUUGUAUAUACUGAAUAAGAAUAUUGAUAAAAUACCAAUCUCUGCAUAUCAGUGAUUGAUCAGGAAAUCAGUCCCUGAGCAGGUACAUCCACAUUGCCCUAAAAAGAAAGUCCCUCGGUAAUGCAAGACAAAUGAGUCAGAUAAAUUAAUCCUUUUCUAAAUUCCUUCUGUUUCUCCUCACCAAGUUUUACUUUGAAAAAACAAUUUCAGUACCUGUGAAUAAGGUCUGUUGAUUGCAAUGGUAAUUGCCCAGUAACUGAUACUAUAUACUAACAGUGUAUAUAGCUUGUGCCAUCAUUUUAAAUGAAAAUGUCAAAAAUUCUAGGAGCACUUAAUUAGAGAUGCAAUUUGAAAAAUACUCUCCUUUCCUUUGAUUUCCUCUUUGUUUGUAUUCAGACUUGUAAUGUUGAUUGUUAUGCUAAACUGUUUUUAGACAGUCUUCUGUAGGUGUAGAACAGUGUCAUUUAAUAUGUUUAUAAUAAUACUGCACUACUCUGUAAAUAACAAGAUACUGCUUUCUAUGGUUUUGAAGAUGCAUUUUAUAGUUUAGUUGUCUUUUCUAACAAUUUAUGUACUGUUACUGUUACCUAUUAUUUUGAAAAUGACAGUGUUUAAUGAACAGUAAAUGCAGAAAUGUAGAUGCAGAAGAAGACUUCUGCUUACGAUUCCUGACAACCUGUAUUCAGUGCUGAGCAGUUACAGGUGUGGAGCAUUGCUUAAUGGCAGUUAUUUAUGCAAUGAUUUCCUUAAAACAGGCAGUGAGAUUUUCUUCUUGCUUGUUAACUCAGUAAAUAAUUUGCACUUAUGGCCUGCUCUGUUACAACAGUUAUUUUCAGAUGUUCUAGAAAAGGAACGAUUCAACUUUGGUUUAGUGAAAAUGAACCAUUUUUCUAGAAGGAUGCGUUGAUUUGGAAGUCGCAUUCCUGAGCCACCUGUUCUCCAAUGCAUUUCACUUAGGUAUAAAUGAAUUCCAAGAUUUAAACUGUCACUAUUAUGCAUAUUUAGCUGCUUGUAGUUUAUGGGCUUGAGCAGCAAGUCAGGGGAGGGGGGGAAGGGGUUUGUCUCAGCUAGGAGAGAAAAUUACUAAAGCCAUGUAC
This is a messenger RNA of Empidonax traillii (willow flycatcher), 5101 nucleotides long. RefSeq names its product kelch like family member 24 (gene KLHL24). The transcript is spliced from 8 exons. Gene Ontology annotation, molecular function: protein binding. Bases 381 to 2183 code for a protein of 600 amino acids. The record is from RefSeq and is a predicted model, not a curated record. Lineage: Eukaryota; Metazoa; Chordata; Aves; Passeriformes; Tyrannidae.